AUGGAGGAAAAGGAGCAGUUACGGCGGCAGAUCCGCCUCCUGCAGGGUCUCAUUGAUGACUACAAACACCUCCAUGGCAAUGCUCCUGCCCCGGGCACCUCAGCUGCUUCCCGGUGGCAGCCGCCCCCUUACCACAGCGGCAGGACCUUCAGUGUCCGCUACCCCCGUCCAAGCCGGAGGGGCUUCUCCUCACACCAGGGGCCUGCAUGGCGCAAGAAAUACUCUCUCGUGAAUCGGCCCCCGGGGUCCUCAGACCCACCUGGCGACCAUGCUGUGCAACUCCCCAAUGGGGCUGGGAGCAGCCAGAGUCCAGACACCCAGCAGUAUGUUCUUGAGAGACAGGUCCAGCUCAAUCCAGAUCAGAACAUGGUCAUCAAAAUUAAACCACCACCCAAGUCUGGCUCUGCCAGUGCUUCAGGGGCCCAGCGGAGUUCUUUGGAAGAAUAUGAGGACAACCCUUGGAAUGGCCAAAGACCGCAAGAAGGUGAGGGUGAUCCCCCUGUCAGGCAGCUACAGCCCUCAAGGCCAGGAAGAGCCAGGGGUAACUGCAGUGCAGAGGACCCCCUUCUGGUCUGCCAGAAGGAGCCUGGCAAGCCCAGGGUGGUGAAGUCUGUGGGCAGUGCGGGUGACAGCUCCCUGGAACCCCGCCGGACGGUCAGUGAGAGUGCAAUUGCUGUCAAGAAGUGCUUCCCGUCCUCUGUCCUGCCCCCGCGCUCCAGCAUGGCCCUGGGCCGGAAGGUGGGCCCUCAUUCUGCGGCCAGCUGUGCUGCACAGCUCCUUGGGGAGGGGAGAGUGAAUGCCGGCCACCCAGACCAGCCAGCUCCCUCUGGCUCAGUGGUAAGCCCAGCCAGACCUGCCUCAGGACCCAGGCAGGCCCGGGAGUCCUCACUGCUUGUGUCCUGUAGAACCAACAAGUUCCGGAAAAACAACUACAAAUGGGUGGCUGCCUCAGCAAAGAGCCCUCGGGGUGCUCGGAGGGCCCUCAGCCCCAGAGCAGCUGCAGAGAACGUGUGCGGGGACCCCUUUGGCACAGCAGACAAGAUGGAGAAGCCACAGCUUAGAGCUGACCCAGAGGCCAAGCCCAGGAAGCCGGCCACGUCCUCCAAGCCGGGGCCAGCCCCCAGCAAGUACAAGUGGAAGGCCUCCAGUCCCUCAGCCUCCUCCUCUUCCUCUUUCCGUUGGCAGUCAGAGGCUGGUAGCAAGGACCAUGCCUCCCAGCUCUCCCCAGUCCCCUCUAGGUCCCCGCCAGGGGACAGACCAGCAGUGGGAUCUAGCAGCUUGAAACCUCUCUUUGGUGAGAGCUCACUCUCAGCUUACAAAGUGAGGAGCCGCACCAAGAUCAUCCGGAGGCGGGGAAGUACCAGCCUUCCUGGGGAUAAAAAGAGCAGCCCCUCACCUGCCACCACUGCCAAGAGCCACCUUACCCUCCGGCGGAGACAGGCCCUCCGGGCGAAGAGCAGCCCUGUUCUGAAGAAGACCCCUACCAAGGGCCUGGUGCAGGUCACCAGGCACCGGCUAUGCCACCUGCCACCAAGCCGGGCCCACCUCCCUACCAAGGAAGCGUCCAGCCUAUAUACCCUGCGGACUCCACCCACCGGCAAAGUGAUCAAGACCCGCUAUCGCAUUGUCAAGAAGACCCCGGCUUCUCUCAGCACCCCACCCUUCCCCCUGUCUCUGCCCUCCUGGCGGGCCCGGCGGCUCUCACUGUCCAGGUCCCUGGUGCUUAAUCGCCUGCGUCCAGCUACCACUGGGGGAGGGAAAGCACAGCAUGGCUCCCCUCGGUGGUUGAACAAAGGCUACCGCUGCAUUGGAGGGGUCCUCUACAAAGUGUCUGCCAACAAGCUCUCCAAGACCUGCAGCCGGCCCAGCGACGGGAGCAGCAGGCCCCUCCUCCGCACAGGCCGGUUGGACACUGCAAGCAGCUGUAGCCGUUCCCUGGCCAGCCGGGCUGUCCAGCGCAGCCUGGCCAUCAUCCGGCAGGCGCGGCAGAAAAAGGAGAAGAAGAAGGAGUACUGCAUGUACUACAACCGCUUUGGCAGGUGCAACCGGGGCGAGCACUGCCCCUACAUCCAUGACCCUGAGAAGGUGGCUGUGUGCACCAGGUUCCUCCGGGGCACAUGCAAGAAGACAGAUGGGACCUGCCCCUUCUCCCACCACGUGUCCAAGGAGAAGAUGCCCGUGUGCUCCUACUUCCUGAAGGGGAUCUGCAGCAACAGCAACUGUCCCUACAGCCACGUCUAUGUGUCCCGGAAGGCCGAGGUCUGCAAUGAUUUCCUUAAAGGCUACUGCCCCCUCGGUGCGAAGUGCAAGAAGAAGCACACACUACUGUGCCCCGACUUCGCCCGCAGGGGCACGUGUCCCCGUGGUGCCCAGUGCCAGCUGCUCCACCGCAACCAGAAACGCCAUGGCCAGCAGGCAGCUGUAUCCUCUGCCCCAGACCCCAGCAACGCCCCGCUCAGGAGCAGGGCCUUGGCCAGCCACGGGCCCAGGAAGCCCUCAGCCCAGCAGCCCACCAGACAGACGCCCAGCUCCCCCCACUCCGUGGCUGCUGCCCCGGCCUCCCGCCCCUCCUCCCCAGGGGUGUCCGCUUCAGCCUCAGCCUCUCCCUUGUCAUCAAAGGCCUCCCUCUCCCCCUCCCCUUCCUGCCCCUCUUCCUCCUCAGACCAGGAGGAGCCAUCUCUCCAGGAGGAGGCCCCCUCGGCAGCAGCGGUGACAGGCUCCAGCAGCCUCUGCAAGCUGCCUUCCUUCAUCUCCCUGCAGUCCUCGCCGAGCCCAGGAGGCCAGACCAGGGCCAGGACCCCCAGGAACCCCCCGACUAAGGACUCAGGAGAACUGCCCAAGGGGGAUGUGGUCAUGGAGGGGGCUGCGGAAACCGGCUGCAGCCUGCAGGGCAGACAUCCCAGAGCUGAGGCCAGCUGCCUAUGGAUGGGCCACUGUGUCCACUGCAGGCGGGCCUCCCAGCAAGCCCGGUGCCAGCUGGCCUCACCCAUGAGUGUGCUGCCCUCAGCCACCCUGGUGCUGACAGACAGCGCCUGA
Propithecus coquereli (Coquerel's sifaka) is the source of this 3036-nucleotide messenger RNA. RefSeq names its product zinc finger CCCH-type containing 3 (gene ZC3H3). The transcript has 13 exons. Gene Ontology annotation, cellular component: nucleus. The record is from RefSeq and is a predicted model, not a curated record. Gene Ontology annotation, molecular function: metal ion binding. The coding region runs from base 1 to 3036 and encodes 1011 amino acids. NCBI's taxonomy places the organism in Eukaryota, Metazoa, Chordata, Mammalia, Primates, Indriidae.